Molecule: messenger RNA, 3175 nt
Organism: Nilaparvata lugens (brown planthopper)
Lineage: Eukaryota; Metazoa; Arthropoda; Insecta; Hemiptera; Delphacidae
Exons: 3
Coding region: 369-2921 (850 amino acids)
Cellular component (GO): extracellular region
Molecular function (GO): chitin binding
Source: RefSeq, a predicted model, not a curated record
UGUGAUCAAAAACUUGCAAUCAAUUUGAAACAGUUCAGUUGGAAACUGCCUCCUCGAGCAUUACACUUGAAAAUAAUUUUAUCAGUAUCAUGAUGAGAAUGUAUGUCACUCAUUUUGUGAUUUGAUGCAUGGUAACAACGAAAAUUUUUGGUAGUUAUUCAAUAAUACUUGGGAGAAUUUUAAAUUGUUCGGUUGUGUAAUGGAUUAUUGAGAGUUUAAAAUAACUAAUAGAACAAAUUCACAUCAUGAAGAAACAUCAGUCUUAAUCUUCUCAACCAAACUUGGUUUUAUAAAUUUUAACUCAAGUUUGAAAGUGAUUUACUCUCUUUGAAAAGUUUUGGACUAAUUAUUCUCUGUUGUCUUCACCAAUGUUUGGCGGAAUGAAAUAUUUACAAAUUCUACUAUGUUUUGGCGUCUUCAAGCUAUCUCCUACAUCAGCAAGUGAUGGAAGUGAACGAUAUAGAUCCAGAAUUAAUAGUGAAACAGAGCAAAAUAUAAUCGACUCUCAUAGCCCCAUUGAAGAGGCUUCUUCAAAAAUCAGAAGCUUUCAUUUAUCACCAGCUAAUAAAAUUCUCGAAGACUCUGAAAAAAGUCCCGAAUUAGCCAACAAAAAUUUCAAAUGUCCCGAUAAUUCGAACAAUUAUUUCCCUGUUCCCAACGAUUGCAGGUCGUACUACAAAUGUGAGAGAGGAGUCAGCACUAAGAAAGAAUGCACCACCUUCCACCUUUUCGACGCAUAUAAGAAUCAAUGUUUGUUUUUCUUGUAUGCUGAAUGUUACCAAAGCAUUACAACAGCUGGUUAUUCAACCCCUGCAGCAAAUGAGAGUUCGAUUGUGACCACGACACCCAAACCAAGUCCCUUCAAGUGUAAUGCCAACCAAACUUUCAACUACCCUGACUUCAACAACUGCAAAAUGUAUUAUCAAUGUUAUCAUGGAAGUGUUUUUCAUCGCCAAUGUCCCAUCUUCCGAUACUUUGAUGGUAUCACUAGAUCUUGCAUGAUAUGGGGUGCUGUAUGUCAAGUUCAAAUGACUUCAGCCAAUAAUGAGAAAACAAUUGAUGCACAAGGGAGAAAUUUGGAAUCAAGCUUGAAUGAAGGUGAUAAAGAGCAAAAUCUGGAUCUACACAGAGAAAAAUCUCAACCACACUCAAUCCACAAGUUUCAUCCAAGUCGGAAGAUUUUGAGCAUAGAUUCUUAUGAGGAAAAACCUUCAUGUAAGCCGGGACAGUAUUACAAGAAACGAUACAAACCAAACUGCCGAAAAUACUAUCUAUGUGAUUAUGGAAGACUGAGUUUGGAAUCAUGUGCCUUUUUGUAUCGUUUUGAUGCAAUUCAGAGCAUAUGCCGUAUGUACUUUUUAGUGGACUGUAGCAUUGAUGGACCUACCACAACUACCACAGAGCCUGAGGUUACAACAGAUGAGGCCACGACCACAGAAAUAUCUGUAUCUCCUGAAUCCACAAGUGUAUGGACCUCCCACACUAGCUCUCGAAGUUCAUCUACAUCAAUUGAUCAAUCAUCCACUGGUGACUCAUUUUCGUCAGAAUCAUCAACAGAUGCUUAUUCCUCCACAUCAUAUUCUUCCCCAUCUUCAACAGAUGCUUAUUCCUCCACAUCAUAUUCUUCCCCAUCUUCAACAGAUGCUUAUUCCUCCACAUCAUAUUCUUCCCCAUCUUCAACAGAUGCUUAUUCCUCCACAUCAUAUUCUUCCCCAUCUUCAACAGAUGCUUAUUCCUCCACAUCAUAUUCUUCCCCAUCGUCUGAAUCUUCAACUUCAGAGAUAUCAUCUUCAUCCGCGGUAACAGAAGAAACUUCAUUUUUACCAUCAUCAACCACAGAAAUAUCGUCAACAGCAGAAUCAGAUGAAACUUCACUUUCAUCAUUCUCUACAGCAGAUUAUUCUUCCACAUCAGAAUCUUCUCCAUCUACUUCAACAGAAACUUCAGAUCUAACUUCCUCAACAGAAGAUUAUUCAUCUUCAGCAGAAACAUCAAUUUCAUCGACAGGGUUUUCUUCCCCCACAACAGAUUCUUCUUCUUCGUCAGAGUCAUCAACUUCAACAGAUGUUUCAUCAACUACAGAGACAUCGUCUUCUGUAGAUACAGAAGAAACUUCAGUUUCACCAUCUUCCACAUCUGAUUAUUCUUCUUCAUCAGAGUCAUCAACUACAUCAGAAGUUUCAUCAACUACAGAGACUUCCUCUUCCAUGGACACAGAAGAAACUUCAGUAUCAACCUCCACAACUGAUUCUUCUUCUUCAUCAGAGUUUUCAUCAACUACAUCAGAAGUUUCAUCAACUACAGAGACUUCAUCUUCCAUGGUCACAGAAGAAACUUCAGUAUCACCAUCCUCCACAGAUGAUUAUUCUUCUUCAUCAGAGUCAUCAACAUCAUCAGACUUUUCAUCAACUACAUCAGAAGUUCCAUCAACUACAGAGACUUCCUCUUCCAUGGGUACAGAAGAAACUUCAGAAUCAUCAUCCUCCACAUCUGAUUAUUCUUCAUCAGAGUCAUCAACAUCACCAGACUUUUCAUCAACUACUUCAGAAGUUUCAUCAACUACAGAGACAUCCUCUUCCAUGUACACAGAAGAAACUUCAUCAUCCUCAACAGGUUAUUCUUCUUCAUCAGAGUCAUCAACUACAUCAGAAGUUUCAUCAACUACAGAAACAUCCUCUUCCAUAGAAACGGAGGAAACUUCAGAUCCACCUUCCUCUACUACUGAUUAUCCAUCUUCCACAGCUGUUUCUUCAUCGACUUCAUCAGACUUAUCAACUACAGAAACAACCUCUUUCACAGAAACAACAGAGGGUUAUUCUACAUCAACUGACCAAAGCACAUCAGAAAGUACAGUGGAAAAUUCAUCUUUCUCUGAAAGUACAACAGAUGAGACUUCAACAACUGAGGAUGAAGACCUAUAAUGGCUGUACAUAGGAUACUUCCAGUAGGACAGCUUGUCUCCUUGCAGCUGACUCCACCGUCUAUGCCACGCCCCCAUUCCACAGAUGUCGUCGAACAUUGUGAGGAAACCACGAUGCACUAUGUCGAUUGUCAUCUCACAGUUCAUCUUCAGGUGAAUGGUACCUUCAAGAACACUCGUGUACGGCACCUAAACGAAAACGAAAUAAAUGUUUUAUUAAGAUUCAAUAAAUUCAACACAAUUUUUUGUCCAGUA